UCCGUUGACAGCCAUGUCUUCAGGAAAGGUGUAUGUAUUCAUUUUAAUCUUUUGUUCUUGCUGUUCCUUACUGAGGGCAGGACAUUCCUGGUACCCUGUAUAUUAUCCAGUACAUGUCGGGGGCGGAAAAAAGCACGUGACCCACAUUCACCUCAUUCAACCAGUUCAUCACAAGAAAGAAGUGAUUGUUGUGAAUAAUCACCAUCACCAUCAUCAUGGACAUCAUCAUCAUGGACAUCACCACUGAGAACGUAGUUGAAAAUAUGUGGUGUAGAAAUAAUAUUAUGCAUGUGAACUAGUAUUCGACUCACGACAUGCAAAUAUUAGAAAGACGAUAUACUGUUAUAAUGGGAUUUUAAGAUUCAGUUUCAAUUUAUUUACUGUUUCAUUCGAUAGAUGGCAGCACUUCAAGUCUAGGUGUUAUUCCGCGGAUCCAGAUAGAUGCUAUAAUUCAACAAAGGAGAGAAAAAAUUGUUUCUUUUAAAAACUGAGUUUGAAUCCAAAGUAAAAUAUUAUCAAAAGUAAUGUUAAUGCUAUUUGACUGCAAUUUUUCAAUUCAUUUUUCUACAAUGAUUAAAUUUUUAUCCUUACUUAGUCGAAGUUUGUUUAAAUAUUAUUUAACAAACUGAAUUACUUUACUUGAGAAAUGUGUCUCUGGCGAUUCAUGCUGUUUACAUUUUGUACAGAAAACUUCAACUUUAAGAGUUAUUUAUUUAUUUCAUGAAAAAAUUUAUUGAAACAUGUUACUUCUUAUUCAGGAGCUAAAGAGGUAAAAGAAGAACUUUACAAUGCAAAAAUAUGAACUUUUGUAACCUAAGGUUUUCCUAAAAGAAACAGGCAUUUUAAACUGUUACAAAAGCAAUAAUUUUAGACGGAUGAAAUACUUAGGCGUUUAGAAGAUUAUAUCCUGAAUUUUAUACAUUUUCUACGUGUUAAAUUAAAUUAAUGUGUGAAUUAAAAAAUUUUUAAGUGUGAUUCUUUUGUACUGAUGUCAGAGCGUUGCAAAACACGUCUUAUCCCAUUCCCAUAUGAACAGUUGCAACACAUGCUGUGAUGCUUUGUUUAAACAGCCUAGACGUGUAGGGAGAGGCGGAUGUAUGCCCAAAAGACGCAGUUGUAACGUGUUAAAUGUGAGAGUUUCGAUAAACAACAUGCCAGGUUCAUAUUGUAGCAUACUGAAUGGCCAUCCAACACUGGGGGCGAUUUUUGUCCAUAUCGUCUUUUCAAAUGACACUGUAAAACAGCCCAAUUUUUUUAUAUUCUCAAGCACAACAACAAUUUUGUUCAUCUGAUUAGCUGCCAUAUUGUUAAUUGAUUUCAACAGCACUCACGUGAUGUUAACAUAACGAAAGCAAACACAAGCAUGGGGUCAUAAACAUGAAGAUGUUCCCUGUAAAACUUACUAAAUACAUUCCGAUAUAUCUAUCUAUACCUAUAUCUAAUAUGUAUAUAUCUAUGUAUCUAUAUCUAUCUCUAUAUGUAUCUAUUUAUCUCUCUCUAUAUGUAUUUAUCUCUCUCAUUAUGUAUCUAUUUAUCUCUCUCAUUAUGUAUCUAUUUAUCUCUCUAAUAAAAAAGAGAGAAACCCCACUUUUUGAUUUACAAGCAUCUGUCUAA
Stegodyphus dumicola is the source of this 1614-nucleotide messenger RNA. RefSeq lists its product as uncharacterized. The record is from RefSeq and is a predicted model, not a curated record. NCBI's taxonomy places the organism in Eukaryota, Metazoa, Arthropoda, Arachnida, Araneae, Eresidae.